AUGUCGGGGACAGAUAAUGGCAAAAUAGUUAUCACACAAAACCUGAAACUGCUCGCGACGACUGCAUUGGCUGCUGCUCCUGCGAAAAAAGGACCGAGUGUGUCUGUUGAGUGGGGUGAUGAAGUUGUUGCUAUGCAAGGAGUGGUAGAUCCCGACGAAAUCGUUGAAGAUGCUCCAUCUACAAUAUCCGCAUCUAUCAAUGAGUUUGUACUUUCCAUGGUUGUUGCCGGACUGGCUGCGACAACGCCGUAUAUGAUGAAUGCAACAAUCGCCUCGCUAUCUCGGUUAAUAUUCGAAUUCAAAGAAAGUACGCCGUCAAGCGCUUACGAAGAUGCUUUAUAUGGAAGCGAGAGUGACUUGGAAGACUCGGCCGACGAAAUCGAAGAACUUGCUUCCCGCAAACCCACGAAAUCAAAGAAAGACAAAUCAUCUCCCCAAAUAUGGAUCAAAGAGGAAGAAGACAUGCCAGUGGAUUUCCUUGACCGUAGUGUGGUAUCGCGUAUCAUGGGAACUAACCUUCGAUCGAUUCGCAAGAAUCAUCAGCAUUUAAAACGACGGGUGACGGCCGGGAAUAAAAUAAAAUUCAAAACGAGAAAAAACGACAUGGAUUUUGAUGACGUUGAGCCCAUAGACGCAAUAGCAGUCAGGAAUGCGAAAAAGAAAGAGAAAAAGAUAGUAGUUGGCAAGGAGUAUAGAGCCAAGAGGGCUGCUGGUGAUGUGAAGAAAAAAGGAAAGCCCGACCCGGUGCAGUGUCCACACUGUAAACAAUUCGUAACAACAGACGUCAGAUAUCGCAAUGGAGUAUGCACUUAUUUACUGGCAUCGGGUCUAUUAGUCACAACAGUGGUAUUGUUCUGGGUACCGUUCUAUCUUAAAGCGACAAAAGAUGUAAGACAUGUCUGUCCGCAUUGCUUCAACAAUCUCGGAGUGAAACACCGUCUCGGAUAA
This is a messenger RNA of Paraglomus occultum, 948 nucleotides long. The record is from the annotation of a GenBank genome assembly. NCBI's taxonomy places the organism in Eukaryota, Fungi, Glomeromycota, Glomeromycetes, Paraglomerales, Paraglomeraceae.